AUGUCCUCGUAUCAAGUCACCUUUGCCGAGCGAUCGGGAUUGACCUUGCCCCUUCGGCAAGACUUCUCGGUCUUGUCGAUGCAUCAGGUUGAGGUUGAGACCAUCCGCGAGUUUGUCGAUGCCGAUAUUCUAUCCAGCCGGCCGGUUCAGCCACUCUACCGCGCAACACCGACAGGCUACGCCGGAAGUGGCGCGCCCAUUCAGUCUGCCGAUUGGUGGACCUGCUGUAAUUGCAACUCACUUACCAACCCAGCCCUGGCACCAGAUCGCUGCCCACUCUGCGCGCACUACAAGUGUGGCGAGUGCACUAAAACCGUCGUCUGA
Molecule: messenger RNA, 324 nt
Organism: Penicillium canariense
Lineage: Eukaryota; Fungi; Ascomycota; Eurotiomycetes; Eurotiales; Aspergillaceae
Exons: 1
Coding region: 1-324 (107 amino acids)
Source: RefSeq, a predicted model, not a curated record